AUGUUCGAUGAAGCGAUGGGUGGCGACAGCUGGAUGUUCAGCAGAGCCUUGGUGGCCAAGUGUAGAGAGGCGUUCGAAGGGUUGAGCUCGCUUGUGGACGUCGGCGGAAGCACCGGAGACACCGCGAAAGUUAUCGCCGAGGCCUUCCCGGGGAUUCAUUGCACCGUGUUUGAUCUCCCUCAUGUGGUCGCCGCUGCCGCUGCGUCCACAGAAGAAACGCUUGGUAGUAAUCUGAGCUACGUGGCCGGCGACAUGCUUACCGACGAUAUUCCUCAAGCUGAUGCACUGUUCUUCAAGUGGGUGUUAAUUGACUGGCCGGACGAACCUUGCCUGAAAGUGUUGAAGCAGUGCAAGAAAGCUUUGAGUAACAGCAAUGGCGGGAAGGGGAAGGUGAUGAUCGUCGACCACGUGAUGGGACAUGAGAGUUGCAGCGACAAGAGCUCCAUGGGAACAUCGUUGCUCUUCGACCUCGGAGUCAUGGCGUGUCUCGAGGGUUACGUAAGGACCGAGGAACAGUGGGCAAAGCUCUUCUCCGAUGCCGGCUUCUCCGACUACACAAUAACGCCGGUGGCCGGGCUCCGACUCCUCAUCCAAGUCUACCCUUGA
Linum trigynum is the source of this 606-nucleotide messenger RNA. The record is from the annotation of a GenBank genome assembly. Lineage: Eukaryota; Viridiplantae; Streptophyta; Magnoliopsida; Malpighiales; Linaceae.